This is a messenger RNA of Macrobrachium nipponense, 3400 nucleotides long. RefSeq names its product outer mitochondrial transmembrane helix translocase-like. Bases 117 to 1259 code for a protein of 380 amino acids. The record is from RefSeq and is a predicted model, not a curated record. Lineage: Eukaryota; Metazoa; Arthropoda; Malacostraca; Decapoda; Palaemonidae. Gene Ontology annotation, molecular function: ATP hydrolysis activity; ATP binding. Gene Ontology annotation, cellular component: mitochondrial outer membrane. Gene Ontology annotation, biological process: extraction of mislocalized protein from mitochondrial outer membrane. The transcript is spliced from 7 exons.
CGAUUGCUUGUCGUCGCGAGCAUUUCAUCAUCGAACGACUACUGCAGACGAUCUUCUUAAGCUCUUCAGGAAACCUAAACUCCUUUUGCUACGAAUCCGAUCACUGGAAUGUGUUAAUGGUGUUCCGAUUGAUUUUGUCGAACUACAGUCGCAAGAUGGAGGGAGGAGAGCUGACGAGGGGAGAGGUGUUGUCCUUACUGGUUCGACUGGCAUUUGCAACAGCAGCUUCAUACUUCACUGUGAAGCUCCUUGUCUCUGCUAUGGAUCCGACGUCCAAGCAGAAAAAGGAUGCGAAGCGAAAGGCUCAAGAAGUACUGCAAAGACUUGGAAUCAAAGAAAGAGUAUCUUUAAGUGAAUAUGAAAUGAUGAUUGCCAGUCAGCUUGUUGAGCCUUCCCGCAUGACUACCUCAUGGAGUGAUGUAGCUGGUCUGUCUUCAGUUAUACGUGAACUGCGUGAAACAGUCAUUCUCCCUAUUCAGCAGCGUAAUCGACUUCAGUCAUCUAAGUUAAUUCAACCACCUAAAGGAGUGUUAUUGCAUGGUCCUCCAGGUUGUGGUAAAACUCUUCUUGCUAGGGCAGUUGCAAAAGAGGCUGGGGCUCGGUUUAUUAACCUUGAUGUUUCAGCACUAACUGAUAAAUGGUAUGGAGAAUCUCAGAAGUUAUCUUCAGCUGUAUUCUCCUUGGCGUGCAAAAUUCAACCAUGCAUUGUCUUUAUUGACGAAAUAGAUUCUUUCCUGAGAGUCCGAGCUUCAGGUGAUCACGAGGCAACAGCUAUGAUGAAGGCACAGUUUUUGCAGCAGUGGGAUGGUCUUGCCACUGAUCAUAGCCGGUGUGUCAUUGUUAUGGGAGCCACAAACCGUCCUCAGGAUGUGGAUCGUGCAAUUCUCAGACGUAUGCCUGCUGCCUUUCAUGUUCCUUUGCCAGGUUUGGCGCAGCGAGAAGAUAUCUUGCGGUUAGUGUUACGUGAUGAAAAUAUAUCGCCAGAUAUAGAUCUAGUGGCCUUGGCAAGACAGACAGAGAGUUUCUCUGGCUCAGACUUGAUGGAAUUGUGCAGGACUGCUGCCGUCUACAGACUGCGUCAUUUGUUAGAUAACGAGCCAUCGGGUGAACUAAGUGAAAUGAUGAACAGUAUUGACAAAUCGGAGGAAUCUCUUCAGCCUAUAUCAUUAAUGGACUUUAAGCAAGCCUUAGCAAAAAUGAGAGAAUCAAGAGUUUACAAUAGACAAGUGGAUGCCCUCUUGAAAAUGGAUUUAGACUGACUCUGAGGGAACCAUGAAUUGUUUUUAAGUGCUUAAAAUAAUUACAGGUAGUUAUUACACUGUGCUUUUGAUGCUUCCAGUCUGUUGAAUUUUUAAACAAACUUCAAAAGUUUGCUGUUACAUUAUAUAUAAAGUAUAUCACACAAGAUUAUAGCAUUUAUAUUACUACUAUACUUUAAAAUGAUAAUAUUGAUGCCGGAAGUUGAGACAAAACUAGCAUUAAGGAGAUAAUUACUCUGUCAAAAAUAAUGAAAAGGUAUAUGAAUAUUGUUUUUAACAGAUGUCUUUUACAGUUAGAAACCUGUCUAUCUUCAUAGUUAAAUAGUUCAGUUAGCAUACUCCUGUAUUAAGUACUUCUGUAAUACCUACUGUUAUGCAUAGUUUACAGUUAAGAGGGAAACUACUUCCAGAUUUUCAAGGCUCUCCGAGACAUGGCCUUUGUUCCUUUAUAUAAGUUUGAAUAUAUGAUGGUUUGUUACUGAAAAUUGUUGGUAACAAUAAGCACAUUAUGUUGUCAACGAAUAAUGUGCCGUUAACAUACAGCUUGUGUGGUAAAUCAGGCCUAGCUAUAGAAAUAUGUAUAUGUUUACUGGAACUGUUUGCUCAGAUUUCAGGCUUAAUCAUUUCAGAUGUAUAAUCUAAAUGUUGAACGUGUAAAUACAUGAAAUAUAUAAAUUUGGAUAAACAUUAAAAAAUACUUAAAACACUAGAUGAUUAUUGAUAGAAAUUUGUGAAACUUUAUAUAUUUUUAUUAUUGAUAUUUGACAAAAUGUUUUAGUUUGGAUGAACCAAACUUUCCUGUGUGGAAUGUAUGGGAAAUUGGUGUACAUAUAUUAAGAAAAUAUAAGUAGGUAAUCUGUUAGUGCACAAAGAAUUUCAAAAAGCAUUAGUAAGGUCACCCUCUUACCUUGGCAGAAACUGAAUCUUUGGGUAAAUUAGCACUGUUACUUUUCAGAGGCUGCAACCUUAAUAUGAAAACUCCUAAAUGCAGUGGUUUACUCAUACUUUUUUCUAUCUUUCAUUUAAUCAUUACAGUAACUACUUUUUAAUAAUAUGGCUUAGGAUAUACUGUGGUAGCCCUAUGAGCUCACUUAAGUGCCUUUAGUUUUUGUGUAUCUGUAUGGAAAACAAACCUCUUAUUGUAUGUAUUUAGUACAGUCUUGCAUGUUUUGUGCUGAAGUACUACACUAAAGGUAAAACAAAAUAUCCUUGUUUUUUUAGGUGGUUUGAUAAAGAUUAACAAAAGUUUGUACUGUUUAUGAUUGUAAUCUCUGUGUUAAGAAGUUAAACAUGUAGAAACCACAAGGAGUGUGCAAAUCACAAAAUUUGGUAGAAACCACAAGUGAGAUUAACUUGAAAUGGAAACUAAAUUUUUUAUGUACCUAAGGUCUUCAUUUAAGGAAUUGCUGAAGUCUGAAUGAUUCUUAGGAAAGUUUGUGAAGCAGUGACUUAAAAAACGGCAAAAAGUCGUUCCCUUUUCAUGCUUAAUAUGAAAGUUCUAAUUUUUAAUCCAUUUUCAUCUUUGUAUGCUGGGUUGUAUAAGUUUCACCAUAUAAUUUUUAAUCCAUUUUUGUCUUUGUAUGCUGGGUUGUAGCAGUUUCACCCAUUGUCUUCAAGUAUUUUCUGCUGUGCUAUAAAUCUGGAAUUUACUGAACAUCCAUUGAAAUGUUUUAACCUGGUGUGAAUUGUGUGGAACUAACUACGUGAUAUGAAAGUAUGGUAGAAAAAAUUUGUGAACUUUAUUUUCAGCUUUGAAUGAAUUGAUUGCAUGCUAGUGUCUUUAAUCUUGUGAGUACCAUUAAGUUGUAUUUAUUGCUGCAUUACAGUUCAUUACUAAGUGAGAAGUGAAACUGAUAAUCCUAUUUUGAAUGAAAUUAGUUAUAAGACAUGAUACUGCUUUAGACAGUACAAAGACAACUUCAUAGCUUUUGGUAUACUUGUUCUUGUUGUAAAAGGUUUCACCUAACUAUCAUGAAUAUAAUUACAUAUGCAAGAAAUGCUGGUAUUAGUUGUGUGCUGUACAGUAAUUUUGAAAGAAAUCACUUUUAUUUGCAUCUAGACUCCUACCCUGUUUUAAAAUGUACAUUCCUUUAGAGUGUGUGCUCAAUUAUUGUUACUGUAAAUUACACAUUGUAUUUGUA